AGAGGAGACGCAGUUGCCCGAGAGCCCAUGUCUUGUUGCCCAGUACUGGGGGGUGGGCGCUAGUUAGAAGGGGGGAGAGUAGCGGUCUCUCCCCGCAGCCCCAGAGCCUUAUGCUUUGCCUCCCAAGCCAUGACUCUGAGCUCUGACAUGUCCGAUGUUCUUGCCGAAGAGACCGAUAUCGAUGUGGUGGGAGAAGAGGACGAGCCGCGGGCAGAGGAAGAAGAGGAAGAGGAUGGGGAGCUGCUGAUGCCCCGCUCCCCGCACUGCUCCUCCACUAAAGACCCGUACAAGGCGGCGGGGUCGGGUGGGGUCGGCAGGAGCGCGUUGGUGAAGCCCCCCUACUCGUACAUCGCGCUCAUCACCAUGUCCAUCCUGCAGAGCCCCAAGAAGCGUCUGACCCUCAGCGAGAUCUGCGACUUCAUCAGCAGCCGCUUCCCCUACUACCGGGAGAAGUUCCCCGCCUGGCAGAACUCCAUCCGCCACAACCUGUCCCUCAACGACUGCUUCGUCAAGAUCCCCCGGGAGCCCGGAAACCCCGGCAAGGGCAACUACUGGACGCUUGACCCGGAGUCGGCCGACAUGUUUGACAACGGCAGUUUCCUGCGGAGAAGAAAGCGCUUUAAGAGACAGCAAGUCCCGGAGCUUGUGCUUAGGGAGCCCGGACACUUUCUGCCGGCCUCUGCCUAUGGCUAUGGACCUUACAGCUGUGCCUAUGGCAUCCAGAUCCAGCCUUUCCACCCACACUCUGCCUUGAUCGCCUUCCAGCAGCAGCAGCAGCACCAGCAGCAACAAGCCCGGCAUCAGCAGCAACAAGCCCGGCACCAGCAGCAACAAGCCAGACAUCAGCAGCAGCCCCCCAGCCUCCCUUCCAUGGCUGCCCCAGCCCUCAUGCCUCCUGCUGCCCAGGAUCUAUCAAGGACCUGCACCUUCUACCCUCACCAGCUCAGCCCAGCAGCCCUGCCGCCCUCCCUGCAGAGCAAAUCCAGCUCAGCCCUGGCCAGAUCCACCUUUUCCAUUGAGAGUAUCAUAGGGGGGGACCUCAACCCUGGCCCCAAAGCAGCUGGGGUCCCUGUGAUCUCUAGGGCCCUGGUGACUUUCUCCAGCUCAGAGGCUGCUGCUGCUUUAGGGGGAAACCUGCAGCCUGGGACGGUGCUUACAAACCACUAGGAUUUCUAAUUCUUAAAUCAGACAUUUUCUGAGAAGGUAGGAGGCUUUUUUAUGGAUUAUGCAUCAUGUUUUGCUUUUGGGCUUUUUCCCCCAAGAAUGCCCAAUAUACUUCCUUCUGGUGAUAAACUACAACUCUCAAGCAUGGCUACUGUAGCAUGCUGGGAACUGUAGUCCCAACACAAGCAGAGGGAUGCAGGCUGGAGAGCUGCUAUAUUAAAGCAAGAAAUGCAACAUAUUCCAUCCGUUCCAUGAACUCUAUGCCAAGCCAACGGAUUUACUUUCCCUUUAAACACCCAUUUAUCUUCUAAUUUGUACACUUUUACUGUGACUCAGGUCUAAAGAUUAUUCCCAGCAAUUGUGUAGGAAGCAGAAAUGCAGCAAUAUCUUGUAGCUCUCACACACACACACACACAAGUGCUUUUGUGGCAAAAUGAUUUCCAUGUUUACACAGAGACAAUCCAUCUCCUCCCCCUUUUUAAUUUGAACCUGUGUUUUAUAUCAUAAUAGGGGAUUGUUGUUUUUUUUCUUUUGUAUGAAAGUAUUUCUUAUUUACAAGAAUUAAUGUGCCAAGGCAAAUGUACGAUUUUUUCACAUUUACAAAAAAAAAAAAUUUAACAAUUUAAAUAAAAAAUAAAUUGUUUAAAGAUA
Molecule: messenger RNA, 1815 nt
Organism: Xenopus laevis (African clawed frog)
Lineage: Eukaryota; Metazoa; Chordata; Amphibia; Anura; Pipidae
Gene: foxd1.L
Product: forkhead box D1 L homeolog
Biological process (GO): regulation of DNA-templated transcription; cell differentiation; anatomical structure morphogenesis
Cellular component (GO): nucleus
Molecular function (GO): DNA-binding transcription factor activity; sequence-specific DNA binding; RNA polymerase II cis-regulatory region sequence-specific DNA binding
Source: RefSeq, marked provisional